Varanus komodoensis (Komodo dragon) is the source of this 1068-nucleotide messenger RNA. It is a transcript of the gene G6PC2, whose product is annotated as glucose-6-phosphatase catalytic subunit 2. The record is from RefSeq and is a predicted model, not a curated record. Gene Ontology annotation, molecular function: glucose-6-phosphatase activity. The coding region runs from base 1 to 1068 and encodes 355 amino acids. Lineage: Eukaryota; Metazoa; Chordata; Lepidosauria; Squamata; Varanidae. The transcript is spliced from 5 exons. Gene Ontology annotation, cellular component: membrane. Gene Ontology annotation, biological process: gluconeogenesis; glucose 6-phosphate metabolic process.
AUGGAUCUUCUCCACAGCAGUGGAGUGCUCAUAAUCCAGUAUUUGCAGAAGGAUUAUAGGUCUUACCAGAGCUUUCUUAAUUUCAUGUCACACGUUGGAGAUCCUCGGAAUAUUUUUUCGAUUUAUUUUCCUCUCUGGUUCCAGAUUAGUCGAGUGGUUGGGACUAAAAUGAUAUGGGUAGCAGUGAUCAGCGAUUGGCUCAAUCUUAUAUUUAAAUGGAUUUUAUUUGGACAUCGUCCAUAUUGGUGGGUCCAUGAAACAAGGAUCUAUCCUAACCAGACAAGCCCAUGUCUUGAGCAGUUCCCUAUAACAUGUGAAACAGGGCCAGGAAGCCCCUCAGGACAUGCGAUGGGAUCGUCUUGCGUCUGGUACAUAAUGGUUUCAGCAGCUCUCAGGUACACAGCAAGACAGAAGGAUAAAUCAGCCAUUAAUCUCCACAGGCUGACCUGGUCUUUCCUCUGGAGUGUGUUUUGGAUUAUUCAGAUCAGUGUGUGUGUCUCGAGGGUGUUCAUAGCAACACAUUUCCCACAUCAAGUUAUCCUUGGAGUAAUUGCUGGCAUGCUGGUUGCAGAAGCAUUUGAACAUACCCCGGCCAUUCAAACAGCAAGUUUAAAAACAUACAUCCAGACAAAUGUGUUUCUCUUUGUUUCUGCUCUUGGCUUUUAUCUGGUUCUCAAGUUUAUCGAUAUUGAUCUUCUGUGGUCUGUUCCAAAGGCAAAGAAAUGGUGCGCCAACCCCGAGUGGAUCAAUAUUGACACAACUCCAUUUGCUGGACUGGUUAGAAGCUUAGGUGCCCUGUUUGGGCUCGGACUCAGUAUUAACUCUGAUAUGUUCAUCAUAAGCCAUCAAGGUAAACAUGGCUAUAAGGCCAGUUUCAGGAUACUGUGCAUCGCCACUUCCUUAGCUACCCUGCAACUUUAUAACGUCAUCAAGUUGCCCAUCCAUACUGAAUAUUUGUUUUACAUCUUUUCAUUCUGUAAAAGUGCAGCCAUACCCUUUACAGUGGUGGCUUUGGUUCCAUAUUGUAUACAUUUGCUAAUGAAGCCAACAGAAAAGAAGUUUCCGUAG